AAUGAAAGCUUUAUAUUUUCUUGGCAUACUCUAACAAAGUAUUAAAAUGUCACCUAUUUUGAUUAUGUUGCCUACUCCAAGUAUGGUAAUUCAUUUUUCCCACGGAUCGGGAAUGCAUCACGUGACCACAUCAGCUGAGAAAACCCAGAGAAGGCGCGCGCAGCGAGGCCGCCUUCUCGCGUGACGCAUGGUUCAUGCUACGGUACGCCAUUUGUGUCUAGCAACAAAAAGCGCGGACAGUGGAAACAGUCGCAUAACAAGGGGAGUUUGAUUCAGCUUUCAAGAUAGUGACCAACUUCACUGUUAUAUAAUCAUAAAAGGAUAUGAUAUGGAUAAAACACUGAUAUCAGGAAAGGAGGCUGUUGAGGACAUGGUGCCUGUAAAUGACACCAGUGGGAAAAUUAAGCCAGACGAUGUGGAAAUGAAGGAGACGAAACAAGACUCACCUAGUAGGACUUCAAAACCUGAUGAAGGAGAUGAAGAUCUCACUGAGAGACUGCAGCCGGAUUCUGAAGAUAUGGAUAACCUGUGCACAACUUGUGGCUUCUCAGCAAAAUGUCCAAGAUCACUGAAGAUUCACUGUGCAAAAAAGCAUGGAAAAAACUCAAAGGAUACUAAUAGAACUGUUAAGCCAGAUGAACAAGAUGAAAAUAUAUCUGACAUGAGUCCAGCUGAAGAAAUGGAGACAGAAAGUGCUGCUGAAAUUAAACAAAACCAGAGGUCUGGUCUUGAUAAGCGGAGAUCAGCAGCCAGUGACAAUGGCACAAACACAAAGAGUUCAUUUGGAAAGGAAACUGUUUUAGACAAACAGCAGGCAGGUCAAGAAGAGGCAAUCCAUACCCAAGAGAGAAGAGUAAGUAAGCGAACCCCAAAACCUAAGAUGAUACAUUCCUGCAACUACUGUGGGCAAGAGUUUAGGGACAAGUCCCCUCUGGAUGUGCAUAUCCAGAGAUACCACACCAAAGGCACCCCAUACACAUUUGACGCUGAUGAGGACAUGGACAAAGAAGAGGAAUCUGAGGAUCCUGCCAGCACUGUGAAGACCACUCCGCCACGAGUGGCAGCCAAACGUACAGUCAGCAGGUUCCAGCUGAAGUGUAAAAACUGUGAUUUUAGGGUUAGCACCCCUGCGUUGCUGGAGAGCCAUGCUCGAGCCAAACACCUAGACCAGGAGUGGUACCGUUGCAAAUUGUGUAAUUUUUAUUCAGCCACAGCUGAGUGGAUGGACGGUCACCUGUCCUCAGAUAGCCACAUGCAGCAGCAGAAAGGGGAGGAAAUCACAGACUCAUUUGAUGUCUAUGUUGAGAGUAUAACCAGAGACACCACUGGAAAUGAUGCUAUUACAGAUGAAAUAGCUAAGUUAGCAGGAGGAGAAGGAGAAGCUACUGAAGAAGAUCAGGAAGCUGAAGAGGCAGUGGAGGCUGCCAAAGCUGUGUCUGCUGAAGAGGAUGAUUUAGAGUUUGAACCUCCCAGAAAGAAAAGAGGAAGACCAAAGCAAGGGUCCACGACCACUUGUGGUUACUGUGGCCUUGUAGUGUCCAAUGCUACUAAUCUUAGUGUCCAUGUCCGCCGCAAACAUAGCAAGGAGUAUGGCUAUAGCUGCACUCUGUGUAACUACAGCUGUGUCACCAAAGGAGACAUGGAUCGUCACUGUAUCACAAAGAAACAUGUACGACGUGCACAAGAGUCUGCAAAUAAGAGCGCAAUCAAAACUCACACAAGUGCAUCACUGCAGGAACCUGCAACCACACAAGCCGAGGAACCAAAAGCAGCCUCAGAGAUGGCCGACAAAGAGCAGGAACCUGAAAACAUGCCAUCCAAAGAACACAGUGAAGAAGAGCAAACUCAGCCAGACAAAAGCCAGAAAACAAGUAAAUAUGACUCUGUUAAUGCUUGCAUCCAUUGCGAUUUUGUAGCUCAGUCAAUCCCUUCGCUCCAUCUUCACGUCAAGAGAAAGCACACCAGAGACUUUGAGUACGUCUGUCUAGCAUGUAGCUACUAUGCUGUAACGAGCAGGGAGAUGUCCCGCCAUGUCAACACAGAAAAGCACAAACAGAAAAGCCAGAAAUAUCUGGAACCACAAGGGAGUGAGGGGCAAAGAGCAUCCACACUACCGUUGAAGCUAAAGGAGGUUGUUGAGGUUGGUGGGGCAAACUCAAACACUGAGUGUGAACCUCUGAGCCCUAGAGAAGAGUCUGAAUCCUGUUCAGAUGACAUCCAAGCUAUGGAAAGUCAGAAAACAACUGCAGACUCUGUCACCCCAGAGUCUGUUGAAGCUGUGGCUAGUGUGGCUGGCAGUGCAGAUGAGAAGCAAGCAGAGAAUAUUACAUCUUCCAGUCGCGGUGAACCAGAUCCAGCCAACCAGACAAUUAGACUAGAAUUGUCUGAACCACAGCAGGUUCCAGCAGAACCUAAGCCUGCAGAAGAUCAGUCUGAAAAGCAAGAGAACCAGGAGGAAGGGGCUAAACAAGGAAAUGAUGAACACUUGAGUCCUGAUGUGAUGAUCUUAGAUGCGAAAAGUGACAGCUCUCAUUCAGAUACACACAUGUCCAAAGCCCUUUUCUUUGAUGCCUGCAUUGUAUCCAUGAAGGACCUUGCUGAGCAGGAGCAGUCGCUGCAGGAAGGUCUGUCUCUAGAAGGCGAGGCUGCUGUGAUAUGUCUGACUGGAGGAACACAGGUGCCCGCCAGCUUACUGUCCCCCAAUUCUGCAUAUGUCAAGAAGCUCAAACGCAAAGAAACAAAGGUAAGAGAGGAAUCCAAAGUGAGCAGCUCUCGUAUACGCUGUGAGGACUGUGGCUUUAUGGCAGACGGCAUAAGUGGCCUCAACGUCCACAUCUCAAUGAAGCAUCCGUCUAAGGAGAAGCAUUUCCACUGCUUAGUGUGUGGCAAGUCCUUCUACACCGAGAGCAACCUGCACCAGCACCUGACCAGCGCCGCCCACCUCCGAAAUGAGCAGAACAGUGUGGAGGAGCUGCCCGAAGGGGGCGCGAGCUUCAAGUGCGUGAAAUGCACGGACCGAUUCGAAUCGGAGCAGGAUCUAUUUUUUCACAUCAAGGAGAAACACGAGGAGCUUCUGAGGGAGGUCAACAAGUACGUGUUGGAGGACACAGAGCAGAUCAACCGCGAGCGCGAGGAGAACCAGGGCAGUGUGUGUAAAUAUUGUGGAAAGGUGUGCAAGAGCAGCAACUCCAUGGCCUUCCUGGCACACAUUCGCACACACACAGGAUCCAAACCCUUCAUGUGUAAGAUCUGCAACUUUGCAACUGCUCAGCUGGGAGACGCCAGGAACCACGUGAAGAGACACCUUGGCAUGAGAGAGUACAAAUGCGACAUCUGUGGAUGGGCCUUUGUGAUGAAGAAACACCUCAGCACCCACCUGCUGGGAAAACACGGAGUUGGACAGCGUAAAGAGAGGAAGUUUGAAUGUGACUUGUGCGAGCGCUCCUUCAGUGAAAAAUGGGCCCUGAACAACCACAUGAAACUGCACAGUGGGGAGAAACCAUAUAAGUGUGCCUGGCCGUCCUGCCACUACGCCUUCCUCAACCUGUCAGCCAUGAAGGACCACUACAGGACGCACACUGGUGAGAAGUCUUAUCUGUGUGACCUGUGCGGUUUUGCUGGAGGCACAAGACACGCCCUUACCAAACACAGGCGCCAACACACAGGAGAGAGACCCUUCAAAUGUAAGCUCUGCAACUUCGCCUCCACUACGCAGUCCCACCUAUCGCGGCACAAACGUGUUCACACCGGGGAGAAACCGUACCGCUGCCCCUGGUGCGACUACAGAUCUAACUGUGCUGAGAAUAUCCGGAAGCACAUCCUCCAUACGGGCAAACAUGAGGGCGUGAAGAUGUACAACUGUCCCAAAUGUAACUAUGCUACCAACUCUCCCAUGGAGUUCCGUAACCACUUGAAGGAAAGUCACCCUGAUAUUGAGAAUCCAGAUCUCGCCUACCUACAUGCAGGUAUCGUGUCCAAGUCUUUUGAAUGUCGUCUGAAGGGUCAGGGGGCUACGUUUGUGGAAGCAGAAGCUGUAGACUCUCCUGUGAGCAAGAAAGGCUUAUCUGAAGCAUCCGGCCACGAUGAGCCUGUCCAGCAGGUCAUCAUCAUCCAAGGCUACGGUGAUGGGGAGGUGGCUAUCGACCAGACCCUGGAAGAGUCGGCUGCUGCCACCUUGCAGACGCUGGCCAUGGCCGGCCAGGUGGCAGAGGUGCUCCACAUCACUGAAGAUGGACAAGUCAUUGCCUCAGGCAGGGAAGUGGCAUCAGCAGGGGCCCACCUGGCCGGAGGCAGCACCCAGUACGUGGUGCUGGAGUCGGGGGAGACCAGAGAAGGGCUGCAGGCUGUGGCUAGAGGAGGGAUCUCAGCCGCAGGACAAAGUCGAAUUGUUUCAGAGUCGUCCACAGCUCUCGAUGCUCUGCUCAGCGCUGUCAGCGAAAUGGGCCAUCAGGAGGAAAUGCAGGGGGAGGCAACCGUCGUUCACGAGGUCUUGACCCCUGAGAUAGUCGAGGCUGAGCAGAGGGACGCAGAGUCGGAUGUGAAACAAGAACAUGACGAGGUGCAGGUCAUCCAGGAGACCGGCCAGGAGAUGCAGGAGGUGCUGCAGCUUGCCGCAUCCCAGAUGAUGAGGGAAGGUCUAACCCAGUUCAUCGUUAAUGAUGAAGGAACCCAUUACAUUGUGACAGAGCUGGACAACUGCACCUUACAGGUGGAGGGAAGCGUCUAUGGAGAGGCGGGGGCAGGUGACGGGGAGGUGCAGCAGGAAGAGCAGCAGGCUGCAGAAGAGGUGGUGGUGUAUCUGGAUUGAGCCUCUCAUAAGUUAUGGAAGGGUAGAGAGAUUAACUGAAAGAGAUACAUUUAUCGUUUCAUUUCAGUUCUCGUUUAAUUCUGCGUUUGGCUAAAUGUUGGCCAGUAAAUCUUUUGGUCUUCCUACUUGUCUUCUUUCAUUUUACCCCGUUUGAUUCUUUGUUGUUGUUGUUUUUACAUCACUUCUGUUUGCAGUUAUUUGCUAUCCUCUCUUGGGCUAUGCUAAACUCAGGUUAAACAUCAUGUAUGUAGUGACGAAAAGAGGUUUUGGUGCUUAGUGAGGUAACUUGCAAUUCUCACAUCCACCCAGAUAUAUAUAAACUCCUUGAUUAAUGCCAUGCAACUUAAGGAAAUGAUUAUAUUUCCUCUUCAAAUUUUUUUUUUUAAAUGCGUCUAAUAGGUUGAGAAAGGUUGAUAGGUUGUGUUCUGCUCUGUAGAGGUAACAUCAAUUUUCUUGUUUUUUUUUUUAAGACUUUUGUUUAAUAGGACAUUUUUGUGUGCUAUGACACAAUGAUUUAUUAUUUUCUGUCUUGUUUCUUUCCAUCUUUUGUAGAGAUUAGUGUAUCAUCAGUUACAACACAAUGAGUUUAUGGGUUUUAAAAAAUUCCAAAACAGACGAUUUAUAUGUAACAAAAUAGAGUUGCUAAUUAUACAUAAAAGUUUUUUUCACAGCCCCUUGGCUGUUCAGUUAUUCCCUCUGAAAAACAUAUUAAUACAAUUUCAUUUCUAACAAUAAAGAUUGAGCCUAAUUUUUAUCAACUGUGUUCAGAUUUUCUUCUUCGCCGUAUUUUCUGUCAGUCAUACCAUCAAGAGCACAUUUCAGCAUCAAUACCGCAGUUACAUGUUCAGUGCAGCGCCAUAAAACAAGCAACAUGCACAUACAUGCAUCAGCUGAUGGCUCCCAUCAUGCUUGCUGAUCACUAACACAAUCAUUAUCAUCACCAUUAUCAUUAUCGUCAUCAUGAUCACCGUCACCCUAAUCGUCAUCUUCUCUUCUCUCCCCCCAUCAGGCCCAUUCUGUUCAUCACAUACAACACACUCGUCCUCUUUUUUUUUUCCCCCAGCAGUAUUCAGCACUGGAGGGAGAAUCAAUAUUCAUUUAGGCCCCUACACAGGCCUGGUUUCUGAUGGAGUGAGUGGGAGAGCAGUAUGACGGCUGCAAACACAAUGGCCAACCGCUGAAAGUAGAGAGACAAAGCACUCACACACACCGAGGGCAUCA
This is a messenger RNA of Larimichthys crocea (large yellow croaker), 6028 nucleotides long. RefSeq names its product zinc finger protein 407 (gene znf407). Gene Ontology annotation, molecular function: zinc ion binding; nucleic acid binding. Lineage: Eukaryota; Metazoa; Chordata; Actinopteri; Sciaenidae. The transcript is spliced from 10 exons. Bases 329 to 4807 code for a protein of 1492 amino acids. Gene Ontology annotation, cellular component: nucleus. The record is from RefSeq and is a predicted model, not a curated record. Gene Ontology annotation, biological process: positive regulation of transcription by RNA polymerase II.